AUGCGGGGUUUUGCUCCUGUAAGAGGUAGUCUAAAAUUUCCAGUUCGUAUUAGAGAGGCAGUCAGCCUCCCUGUUUUCCUAGCAAACCCAUUUAUGAGACCUGUGAAGUCCAAGCAAAAAGAAAUAUACUCAACAAAAUGGCUUCGGAGACUUACCUUCCUUGCAAUUUAUUGUCCGCGCAGGCUGUCUGAUCCAUUACAGUAUCAAUCAAUUGUAUAUGCUGAAUGGAAUAUUAUUUACGAUAAGUUGGAUAAAUGUGUAAAACUUGGAGCUAACGUUGUUCUGUCACGGCUUGCUAUUGGUGAUCUGGCCACACAGGUUUUGACUUCUCGAGAUAUAUUUUAUGCAGGUCGUGUGACUGAAGAAGAUCUGCAGCGGGUUGCAGCUGCUACUGGUGGAACUGUGCAGAUAACUGUGAAUAAUAUUAUUGAUGAGGUUCUUGGAUCUUGUGAGCUCUUUGAGGAGAAGCAAGUUGGAAAUGAACGGCUUAAUAUAUUUAGUGGAUGCCCAUCAGGUCAGACUGCUACUCUUGUUCUUCGUGGUGCAGCUGAUCAGUUCAUUGAAGAGGCUGAAAGAAGUUUGCACGAUGCAAUUAUGAUUGUCAGAAGGACUCUAAAAAAUUCUACUGUAGUUGCCGGUGGUGGGGCUAUUGAUAUGGAGAUAAGUCGAUACUUAAGGCAGCAUGCACGCACGAUAGCUGGGAAAUCCCAACUCUUCAUAAACUCUUAUGCAAAAGCAAUUGAGGUUAUUCCACGACAACUGUGUGGCCAUGCUGGUUUUGAUGCAACUGACGUUUUGAACAAACUGAGACAGAAACAUGCUCUUUCAUCUGGAGAGGGUGCACCCUAUGGUGUAGAUAUCAACACUGGUGGAAUUGCUGAUUCAUUCGCAAACUUUGUCUGGGAGCCAGCAGUCGUAAAGAUAAAUGCUAUAAAUGCUGCAACUGAAGCAGCCUGCCUUGUCUUGAGCGUUGAUGAAACAGUGAAAAAGCCGAAGUCUGAGGGUGUGCAGGGAGAAGCUGCUGCAAGAGCUAUGGGCAGCAGAGGGCGUGGUGGAGCUGCUUUUCGGGGACGUGGGCGUGGGAUGAGGAAGGGAUAG
Messenger RNA from Olea europaea var. sylvestris, 1098 nucleotides. Its product is annotated as T-complex protein 1 subunit eta-like. Gene Ontology annotation, biological process: protein folding. Bases 1 to 1098 code for a protein of 365 amino acids. NCBI's taxonomy places the organism in Eukaryota, Viridiplantae, Streptophyta, Magnoliopsida, Lamiales, Oleaceae. Gene Ontology annotation, cellular component: chaperonin-containing T-complex. The record is from RefSeq and is a predicted model, not a curated record. The transcript has 10 exons. Gene Ontology annotation, molecular function: ATP-dependent protein folding chaperone; ATP binding.